UUUCAAUAGCACAAACGGCCGGCCUGAUCAGCGCAAGCAAGCUGAGUCGAACCCAAGAAAAAGCCUCUUGCUUCCACUAUCAAUCCAUCAAUGGCGGCGAGAAUUAUGUCCGGCAGCAGCAUAUUCUUGGCCGCGGCGGUGGCAGCGGCCUUGCUGGUGGCGACAGCGUCGGCGCAGUCCGGGUGCACGGCGGCGCUCGUCGGCCUGUACCCGUGCAUGAACUACAUCAGCGGCAACGACACGGCGCCCACAAAGUCCUGCUGCUCGCAGCUUGGCUCCGUGGUGGAGUCGCAGCCGCAGUGCCUCUGCAGCGCGCUCGGCGGCGACUCGUCGUCGCUCGGCGGCAUGACCAUCAACAAGACGCGCGCGCUCGAGCUGCCCAAGGCGUGCAACGUGCAGACCCCGCCGGCGAGCAAGUGCAACGGUGGUGGCAGUGCUCCUGGCGCCGCCACGCCGACCACGCCAGAGGGGCAGACACCUGCCGGCUCUGGGUCGAAGGCGACGCCAUCGGCGUACCUGCAGGAGAACGGCGGCUCGUCACUCAGGGGCACGGCGGGUCUGGUGUUUGCGCUCGCGGCUGCUGCGGUCUACGCCGUGUAGUGAGCGAGCGUCUCGGACGCUGGACUGAAGCGGUAGCUGGCUGGCGACUCAGAAAUUCGUUUCCUGUGUGACACGAUUUGAUUUCCAUAUUGGUUUAGCAUUGAGCAUUGGCGAGGAGGGUUGGUCAUUGUUGUGUUCCACAUCUGUACUAUAGCAUUAUUUGGUUUCUUGCUGCAGUCGAAAUAAAGAGCUACUGGCUGUUU
Messenger RNA from Aegilops tauschii subsp. strangulata, 803 nucleotides. Its product is annotated as non-specific lipid transfer protein GPI-anchored 5. The record is from RefSeq and is a predicted model, not a curated record. NCBI's taxonomy places the organism in Eukaryota, Viridiplantae, Streptophyta, Magnoliopsida, Poales, Poaceae.